AUGGGGGGGUCACGCCAGUCAUCACCACGCCUCAGUCAUCACUACGCUCCAGUCAUCACCACGCCUCAGUCAUCACUACGCUCCAGUCAUCACCACGCCUCAGUCAUCACCACGCCCCAGUCACCACCACUCUCCAGUCAUCAUCACGCCCCAGUCAUCACCACGCCUCAGUCACCACCACUCUCCAGUCAUCACCACGCCUCAGUCAUCACCACGCCCCAGUCACCACCACUCUCCAUCAUCACCACGCCCCAGUCAUCACCACGCCCCAGUCAUCACCACGCUCCAGUCAUCACCACGCCCCAGUCAUCACCACGCUCCAGUCAUCACCACGCUCCAGUCAUCACCACGCCCCAGUCAUCACCACGCUCCACUCAUCACCACGCCCCAAUCAUCACCACGCCCCAAUCAUCACCACGCCCCAAUCAUCACCACGCCCCAAUCAUCACCACGCCCCAGUCACCACCACGCCCCAGUCACCACCACGCCCCAGUCACCACCACGCCCCAGUCACCACCACGCCCCAGUCACCACCACGCCCCAGUCACCACCACGCCCCAGUCACCACCACGCCCCAGUCACCACCACGCUUCAGUCAUCACCACGCUUCAGUCAUCACCACGCUUCAGUCAUCACCACGCUUCAGUCAUCACCACGCCCCAGUCAUCACCACGCCCCAGUUACCACCACGCCCCAGUCACCACCACGCCCCAGUCACCACCACGCUCCAGUCACCACCACGCUCCAGUCACCACCACGCUCCAGUCACCACCACGCCCCAGUCACCACCACGCCCCAGUCACCACCACGCCCCAGUCACCACCACGCCCCAGUCACCACCACGCCCCAGUCACCACCACGCCCCAGUCACCACCACGCCCCAGUCAUCACCACGCCCCAGUCACCACCACGCCCCAGUCACCACCACGCCCCAGUCACCACCACGCCCCAGUCACCACCACGUUCCAGUCAUCACCACGCCCCAGUCAUCACCACGCCCCAGUCAUCACCACGCCCCAGUCAUCACCACGCUCCAUAGGGGUAUCUGGCAACUCGCUCUGA
Messenger RNA from Procambarus clarkii (red swamp crayfish), 1062 nucleotides. The record is from RefSeq and is a predicted model, not a curated record. Lineage: Eukaryota; Metazoa; Arthropoda; Malacostraca; Decapoda; Cambaridae.